Molecule: messenger RNA, 6188 nt
Organism: Manis pentadactyla (Chinese pangolin)
Lineage: Eukaryota; Metazoa; Chordata; Mammalia; Pholidota; Manidae
Gene: MAP9
Product: microtubule associated protein 9
Exons: 14
Coding region: 323-2278 (651 amino acids)
Biological process (GO): mitotic cytokinesis; mitotic spindle assembly; regulation of mitotic cytokinesis
Cellular component (GO): astral microtubule
Molecular function (GO): microtubule binding
Source: RefSeq, a predicted model, not a curated record
AAGGGCGACGUUCGGUACCCGAGAUACCUGGCGAUGGACAAGUCACUUCCUACCGGAGAUGCUGUUUCCUAGCAACCGCCUCCCACCUCGGCCUUUUGUCCCUCCCCCUGGCUCGGGCCGGGCCUGGUCUCCGAAAGCCGGCAGGCCCGGCGGAGGCGAGAAGCUCCUCCCCGAAGCCAGCCUCUCAGUGGUGAGGCUGCGGGGAGACCGCCGCCGGAGAGGCUGGAGUGGCCAUCAUCUGAGGUUGAAUUAUUCCUGUUCUUAAUUAGUCAUUUUAUAAAGCUAAAGAGUUUAAAAACCAACAACAAAAAACAAAAACACUAUGUCCGACGAAGUUUUUAGCACAACUUUGGCAUAUACAAAGAGCCCAAAAGUCACUAAAAGGACCACUUUCCAGGAUGAGCUAAUAAAAGCAAUCACAGCUCGCUCAGCCAAGCAAAGGAGUUCUGAAUACUCAGAUGACUUUGACAGUGAUGAGAUUGUUUCCUUAGGUGAUUUUUCUGACACCUCAGUGGAUGAAAACUCAGCCAAGAAGAAAAUGAAUGAUUUCCACAUAUCAGAUGAUGAAGAAAAGAAUUCUCCAAAGCUGUCUUUUUUGAAAACCAAAAGAUCAAAAACUAAUGUAAUGAAAGAUGAGUCAGUAUUCUCCAUGAAAAAUGAGAAGGAAUUGGCACCUGAUGGUAGUGAGGACGUGGCUGUAAAUCCUUUAUCUGAACCUCAAAAUAAAGACCACGAAAUUGAAACAGAGAAAAUUAAAGUGAAACCCAAGCCCAGAAUUCUUCCAGUCAAAAGCACGUCUUCAGUAGAAAACAGCAGCAGCCUUGAAGCUGACAGCCACGUCAAGCCUUCACCUCGGCCAAGGAGCAUGCUGAGAAAGCGCAGCCUCAGGGAGGAGACAGACGGGCCAGGAGAAGACAAAAAAACUGCCCAUUGUGAAGAAUCAGAGGCACAUUGCACACCAUCAUCCCUUCCAAGACUGGAUGGCAGACAACUUGCAGCUGAGAAACAAGCAUUCUCUGAAAACCUUGGACCUGAGGAUCCAUGGUUAACAAGACUAUCAUCAUCAGCACCCCCUAAAGAAAGUCUUGGAGAGUCCUUUUCACCAGAACCUGGGGAAAAAGCAUCUGUAAAAGAUCAGACUGAAGAACUCACUGAAAGCCAUAAUUCUUUAAAAUCAAAUGAAAAUGAAGAAAAUUCAUUUUUGAUAGACCUUGUUACUACUGCAUUUGAGAAAUCCAAGGAAAGUCAAGUGAUUACUAAUGACCUUAAAGAAGAAAAGGAGAAAGCUGAAUCGAUUCUGAAUGACGACCUAAUAGUUGAUCCUCCAGUAUUAGAAUCUCAGGGUAUCUUAAUAUCUACCAACGCAGCGGAAUCUGCAAAGAAAACAAUUGAAGAUAGAAAUCUGGAGAAUAAAAAGUCAACAAAUAAUAGAGCAUCCAGUGCAUCUGGCAGAUUAAUGACCACUGAGUUUUUAAAGAAAUCUACUUCUGUGAGGAGAAGUCCAUUGACAACUACCUCUUCUCACUAUUUAGGGACCUUGAAAGUCUUAGACCAAAAGCCCUCCCUGAAACAGAAGACAGAACCUGACAGAGCAGACAACAUAAGGGCAGCUGUUUAUCAGGAGUGGUUAGAAAAGAAGAAUGUAUAUUUACAUGAAAUGCACAGAAUUAAAAGGAUUGAAAGUGAAAACUUAAGGAUCCAAAAUGAACAGAAAAGAGUGGCUAAGAGAGAAGAAGCCUUAGCAUCAUUUGAGGCCUGGAAGGCCAUGAAGGAAAAGGAAGCAAAGAAAAUAGCAGCAAAAAAAAGGCUUGAGGACAAAAACAAGAAGAAAACCGAGGAAGAAAAUGCUGUGAGGAAAGGAGAAGCACUACAAGCUUUUGAAAGAUGGAAAGAGAAAAAGAUGGAAUAUCUUAAAGAAAAAAAUAAAAAGGAGAAAGAAUAUGAAAGAGCAAAGAAACAGAAAGAGGAGGAAAUUGUUGCUGAGAAAAGGAAGGAUAACUUAACUGCUGUUGAAAAAUGGAAUGAAAGAAAGGAAGCUUUCUUCAAAGAAAAGGAAAAAGAGAAAAUAAAUGAGAAAAGAAAAGAAGAAUUAAAAAGAGCUGAGAAAAGAGACAAAGAUAAACAGGCUAUUGAUGAGUAUGAAAAGUGGCUGGAAAAGAAAGAAAGGCAGGAAAGAAUUGAACGAAAACAAAAGAAGCAUCAUUCGUUUCUUGAAAAUGAGACACUUCCUCCAUGGAGCCCUCCAAGCCAAACUGUCUUCUCAAAAGUGUUUCGAUAAUUCUAAUUCUUACUUUAGUAAUUUAUCAAUUCACCAAUGUUAGCCAUGGCUUUAAAACUAUUCAUUCCAUUGUUCUUAGUGAAAAGAGUCUAUUUUAAUUAAAUACUAGCCACUUCUGCUGACAAUGAAAAACGAUGCUUUGGAGCUUAAUCAGUGAAAGCACUGAAAGCAUUUUUUUAACUGUAAACUGCCUCAAAUGAAAAGCUAAUAAUCAGAUUGCUCUUAGCAUUAAAAUGCAUUCCUCUUAUGUCCUGAUAAUUCUUACAGUCAGACAAUCCGUGAUCACUUUUAUUACACUGUGCAAGUUACUGAAGUGUUAUUAUUACCAGUAAUAAAAAGGAAACCAUUUAGGUACCAUAAUCAUAUAAAUAAUUGUGAAUAAUUAUGCAUUUAGAUUCAAGUUUUAAAAUGAAUGGGGAGUUAGCAUUUAUUAUUUCUUCUAAAAUAUUCUUAGCCCAAACAGUGAAUUUGUGCUGUGCAAGUUAGCAUUUUGGUCAAUUAAGACAUUAGUUCAGUAGAACUUUAAUCAGCAAGACAAUUUCUUAGAUUUUAAUAAUUUUGCCUGAUGUUUUAGUAUGAAGUAUACUUUCUCUGUUCCAGGCUUACAUGACAAUCAGGAAUUUUAUAAUGAGUGGACCUCUGAAACUUGUCUUUAUAAAUUCCAUCUCACUUUAUUAUUACAGUGAUAGUGAUACUAAAAGUUAUUAAUUUCAUGGUAGUGAUACACUUACACAUUAGUUAUGGAAAUUCCAUAAGAGUUCAAGGUCAUUAUCACUAUUGUUUUCCAAACUACAUAAAGGUGGUAAAGGCAAUUUUAUUCUCUUAAGUAAUCCAUAGUCUUAUAGUUUAUAUUUAGAAGAUAGCUAUAUAGUAAUUAAUUUAUAUUAAAUGUCCAAAGACUAUUUAUUUGAUCUCUGCAUGUUCUUGUAGACAACUGGACUCAUACUUGAACUGGUUACCUAGGUUUAUCACAGACCAAUUGUAUACUCUCAGAUGUGAAAUGCUACUUUAGCCAAUGAUGCAAUGCAAGAAUGAGUGAGAAUAAACAAUUAGUACUUACUAAGCACCUAUUGUAUCCUCUCUGCUAGAUCCUUACCAUUGUUAUUUCUCAUCUUUACAGCAACUAUUCAGGGUAGAUGUUAUUAGCCUCAUUUUACAGAUUAAAUACUGAGACACAGAGAAAUCAAAUAAUUAUCACACAUUUAGUAUGUGUCUGAGUUGGGAUUAGAACUGAUUUUAAGUCUGUCUCCCUCCAGAAUUCAUGUGUUCAUGUUCUCAUGUGACCUCAGAGAAUGGUAAAUUCUAUCAAGACCUCUCUUUAUAUCAACCUUAUAAAUACAUUUACCUCUCAGAUCCUAAAAUCGUGUAUCAUUACCCAGAGAUUAUCUGUCCCCUAAGAAAUAGUUCUUUUGUUAUUAGGGAUGGUGAGCCUCAUUAGAGCUAUAAAAUAAAAAAAGAGUUCAUAAUAUUUAAGGAAUUAGUCAGACAUCUUGUAUCAAGUAUUAGAAUGUCAGAAAACCCAGCAGGUUAUGGAACAUAGGCUUUUAGAUAGUCACUUGGGGUUUCACACUCAAGAUUAACCUUCUUACAGCUGUGUGUGUGCAAGAAAAAGAUGUCAAGGUUCGCUUUGUAAGGUCACAUCAGUGCCAGCAGUAAAUAAAAGAAAUUUCAUAAAUAAAACUGGAAGCCUUUUUAUACUGCUGUAAGUAGGAAAAUACUCAUGAAAAUUUGAAAUGAUUAUGAGCAAUAUGUAUUAUCAAUGUGAUUUAGGGCCUCUUUUUCAUCUGCUUGUCCCCCAUAGUACCAAACACAGUGCCUACUAGAAUAUAUUGUUUAGUGUAUCGAAUUAGCUAUUCAGAGCUAAAGUGCUAUUUGCAAAUUACAGAAAAGGAAAAGAAAAAAAUAGAAAAAAGUACAGCAACUUUUAGGGGUAUUAAAUCCUAAGUGUGUGUGACACAAAUUCCAUAUUAAAUAUUUACUUAAAUUUCCUGCUCAUUUUCUUUUAUAUUAUAAUAUUUAGUAGUUUACCAUUAUCCCCUCUUAGUUGCUCUGACAACUGAAUGAGAUUAGUUAAUUAAUAUGAAGCAUAGGGCAUAUAAUAAGUAUUUAAUAAAUGUUCAGUUUUAUUUCUUACUACCAAUGAGCCCUACCUUUCCCCACUUCUCACCUUUUGUGAGAAGAAAGUUAACAUAGAGUUGCUAAUAGUUUUUGACAUUACAUAUUUUUAGCAAACAAAAAAUUUCUGCUUUCUGGCCAGCCUAGACUAUAGCACUCAAAAGAGAAUAUAGAGGUGACCUGUACUGUGGACCUCCUAAAAAGACUUUGAACACUAAUUUCUUAGUGUUGCUCAUGAGAAAUCCCUCAAAUGGAAAUCUUUGUCUUACACGAUAAAUAAUAUAUUAUUUCUUGUUCAUAACAGCCUGUGCUGGUUCAGUUGUCUAGUCACAUGAAGUAAUCUCUUCUCCUAUAGCAGAAAUGAACCUGAGAUUUGAAAGCUGGGUGAAAAUAUAGUACUGUUUACUUUCUGAGAUCCAAAGAGGAGAAUCCAGCCUGAUGAUACUCUCUUGAAUAUAUUUACCUAUUAGGGUAUGAUUUCCCUGUAUUUCCUUUAAAAGUAUCAAAUGUCAAUAUAGAUAUUUGUUCAUUAAGUUUUCAGUAGUGUAUAAGGGAGUCUUAAAUUGAGGACACUAAAUGCCUAUAGACUUUCAGAUUAAACCUCCAGUUUUGUAAAUGGUAUUGAGGACUUGAAGAAUGCUGACACUUCAAAAAUAGGAAUUUAAUGAGUAUUCUAAAACAUUACCAAAAAAUAUCCCUAGAAAUUUAAAUAUUAAAAAAUUAAACUUUUAUAGAGUUCCAUAAUAACCAAGAAAAUAGUAGUAUUGCACAAAUAAAAAGAAUUAUGGUAUUUUAAGUCAAAAGGAGAUUGAAUUUUCUUAAUGAAAGAAAAUAACUGCUCAGGGAUAAUAUUCCAGUGUUUGUAUUGUGUCACAUUUUGCAAAUGUUAGUAGUUCCGUUUAUUGUUUUAGAUAGUAUUGAAACAUGUUUUUCACUGUUGCCAAAGCAGUUCGUAAUAUUAGGUGUCCACAGUUGUCCAUACCUUAGAGUAAUAUAAUAUGCAUUUGAAAGGGAUUUUAAUCAUUUGAUAGACCUGGCCCAAACUGUUUCUAAGAUGAAAAAAACUGAUUUGCAAAGACCUGGACUUGCCCAAGCUCACACUGACUGAGAAUCUGCACUUAGAACUCAGGUAUCGGGCUUCCUGCUUGUGCUCUGCCCAUCAUUCCACAAUUUUGACAAUCUGAUAAAAGUUACAUACUAACUUUUGUAAAUGUGGUCACUAUUAACUUGGUUGAUUUUUAUCCUCUCAGAUGAUCCCUUAUUCUUCCACCACCACCUCCAUAAGUAUCCACCAGAUCUAAGCUGUUUAGGUGCCUACAAUACAUCAGUGUUGGGGUAUAGUAGAAUUUCCUAAAUCCUGAGUCAGGGGCUAAGAUUUUACAAAAUGGGAGAAAUUGCAUGUUAGUCAAAAUAAACUAGUAUGGGAUUCAAAUUUCCCUGAUUUAAUCUUGCUUCAAUUUCAGUAGUGCUAUAUUUAAAAAGUAAACCGAUAUACUUCCAUUCUAUACAAUACAAAGAUAAAUUGUCCACUUCCUAGGUACAUUGACUGACAAUAAUAAAUGCUGUGUAAAACUUUAACUGGAGACUUCUCUGAAUUCUUUUACUUCAAAAUUUCAUGUGAUUAUUUUGAAACAUGUUACAUAUAAUUGUAUAAUGUUAAAUUGGGUGAACUAAAUUCUUGGUAUUCAAUUUAGGAUGUUGUUUUAAGAAUUAUUGGAAGAGAUGUAUUUAAGGUCUGCUUUUUAGUAGCAUAUUUUCAUGUAAUGCUUAAUUAAAGUGAAUAAUUCAAAUUUAA